Molecule: messenger RNA, 1614 nt
Organism: Eucalyptus grandis
Lineage: Eukaryota; Viridiplantae; Streptophyta; Magnoliopsida; Myrtales; Myrtaceae
Product: berberine bridge enzyme-like 21
Exons: 1
Coding region: 1-1614 (537 amino acids)
Molecular function (GO): oxidoreductase activity; FAD binding
Source: RefSeq, a predicted model, not a curated record
AUGAAACCUUUAACCUUUCUUCCUUCCCUCUUUACUCUCCUCUUCAUCCUCGUUUCUCUCCAUCUCUCUCCUUCAUGGGCAGCCUCAGACUCAGUGUACGACACCUUCCUCCAGUGCCUCACCCGCCGCAGUCAACCGUCGGACCACAUCUCCGAUAUCAUCUACUCACCGGCCAACUCCUCUUUCGCCAAUGUCCUCACGUCCUACCUCCGUAACCGCCGCUUCAACUCGUCCUCGACGCCAAAGCCGCUUGUCAUCGUAACGCCCAAGCAGGAGUCCCACGUGCAGGCCGCCAUCCUGUGCUCCAAGGACCUCGGCGUGCACCUGAAGAUCCGGAGCGGCGGACACGAUUACGAGGGCAUGUCGUACGUCUCCGUCGAUGCGUUCUUCAUCCUCGAUAUGUUCAACCUUCGGUCAAUCGACGUGGACAUCCAGAAAGAGACCGCGUGGGUCCAGGCUGGCGCGACUCUGGGAGAGUUGUACUACGGGAUUUGGAAGAAGAGCAAGGUCCACGGCUUCCCUGCCGGUGUUUGUACCGUACUCGGCAUCGGAGGCCACUUGAGCGGCGGCGGGUACGGCAACAUGCUGAGGAAGUACGGCCUGUCGGUCGACAACGUCCUUGACGCGAGGAUCGUGGACGUCCAAGGGCGGAUUCUGGAUAGAAAAGCCAUGGGAGAGGAUUUAUUCUGGGCGAUCCUCGGGGGAGGUGGGGCGAGCUUCGGAGUCAUUCUGGCUUAUCAGAUUAAGUUAGUCCCGGUCCCGGAGAAGGUCACGGUCUUCCGCGUUGAAAGGACGCUCGAUCAGAAUGCGACAGAUCUCGUGUACAAAUGGCAGUCCGUGGCACCAAGCACGGACAGCGGCCUAUUCAUGAGGCUUUCAUUGCUGCCAACCUCUUCCCAGACCCAAAAGGGACAACUAACGAUAGGGGCCUCUUUGAUUGCAUUGUACCUUGGAAAUUCAGAUCAGCUCCUGGCAAUUACGGACAAGGAGUUCCCUGAAAUUGGGUUAAGAAAAGAGAAUUGCACUGAGAUUAGUUGGAUCGAGUCGGUUCUCUGGUGGAUCGGCUUCGACAAUGGCACCUUCCCAGCCCCAGAGACCUUGCUGAGCCGAGACUAUCCCGCCAUUUUCUUCAAGAGGAAAUCGGACUACGUCCAAACUCCGAUCGCAAAGGCUAAUCUCGAGUGGCUCUGGAAGAAGAUGAUCGAAGUGGAAAAAGUGGGGCUCUCACUCAAUCCAUACGGGGGGCGGAUGAGCGAGAUCCCGGCAUCGGCCACCCCAUUCCCGCACCGGGCUGGGAAUCUGUUCAAGAUUCAGUACUUCAUCGAUUGGAAGGAGGAGGACCCGGAAGCGGGGAAGAAGUACUUGGCGCAAAUCAGUAGACUGUACAGCUACAUGACUCCAUUUGUAUCGAAGAACCCAAGGAGCGCAUUCUUGAACUACAGAGACCUGGACAUUGGGGCUACUACCAAUGGCAACAACAGCUACGAAGAAGGGCGAGUCUACGGGGUCAAGUACUUCAAUGACAAUUUUGAGAGGUUAAUUAAAGUGAAAACUGCGGUUGAUCCCAACAACUUCUUCAGGAACGAACAGAGCAUCCCUACUCUGCCAAAAUAA